Mytilinidion resinicola is the source of this 2139-nucleotide messenger RNA. RefSeq lists its product as uncharacterized. Gene Ontology annotation, molecular function: RNA ligase (ATP) activity. The transcript has 2 exons. Bases 142 to 1836 code for a protein of 564 amino acids. The record is from RefSeq and is a predicted model, not a curated record. Gene Ontology annotation, biological process: RNA processing. Lineage: Eukaryota; Fungi; Ascomycota; Dothideomycetes; Mytilinidiales; Mytilinidiaceae.
CACUCUUGUUCAAACAAACUCCCUCCGAAGAUCUAGAACCACACCCCAGCCCUACGCCUAGCGCCGAUCUCCCGCAACGCCACGGAUCAGAACCCCACACCUCAACCACACCUGCACCUCCUCCAGGGUCCCGUCUCGACGAUGCCACCAACCCGUCUCACCCUCGCCCUCAACGCCUCCCAAACCAAACGCACACCCGUCAUCCUUCCCCCCAACGCCCCGCGCGACCCAGCCCUCCCAAACUCGUGCCAAGAGCUCCUCUUCAAAGCCGCGAAGGACAAGCUGCGCCUGAAGGGCAAGACCGCAAAAUGGCGUAUCUUCGUCGCCAGAAACGGGCUCGAAGUGCUCGGGAAAGAGGGGUGGGAGAGCGCAUUGGCUGAAGCAGAGACUAAAGAGAUAGUGCUGCUCAUCAGCGCUGGCGAAGACUAUGUUGGCAAGACAGCUUCGGCUUCAUCUUCGGUUCCCAAAGGUAAUGCGGAUUGUACAGUCGAGGUAUUAGCUAAGGCGGCCUUUGUUGACUCUGUCUCCCUCGAUCAGCUUAAUACUACCGCUCGCUCGCUCCCUGGCCUUGUUCAUGCUGUCGGGCAGCCGGACCUCCACCCCGGGACUAAAUUCCCUAUCGGUGCUGUGUUUGUGUCGCGCGGAUGGGUACAUCCACCGCUGAUCGGCGGGGACAUCGGGUGUGGAAUGGCGUGGUACAGGACCCGGCUGCAACGGCAUCAAGUCGAGGGUGAUCGCGGAAGGAAAGUUGCAGAGCGAUUGAGAAGAUUAGAGGGGGCGUGGCGUGACAAGGAACAGCGGGAGGCGUGGCUGAACUGGGAGAAGGAGAGCACGGCUGGGGAAGAAUGGGAUAAAGCACUAGGCACAAUUGGAGCCGGGAAUCACUUUGCAGAGAUACAGGUCGUGGAGGAGUGCGAGGCAUCAGGAAACCUGGAAGAAGGGGAGGUCAUAUUGCUGGUGCAUUCGGGGUCUCGAGGAUAUGGCGGCCAUGUCCUCAAGACUUUCACAGGCGACGGCGAGAGUCUGGAAGAGGGCACGGAGAAGAUGGAGGAGUACAUGCAGAUGCACGAUAGUGCGUGCCGGUGGGCGAAGGCGAAUAGGGACCUCAUCGCGCUACGCUUCCUCGCGUGUCUUGAGCCAGGCGAGGAAUCGUGGGUACUCGGGCGGAACGAGAACGACUCCGUGAACGACGACGACAUCACAGUCGCGAGAGCUAAUAUCCAAGAACGUAAGGUAGUGGAUAUCUGGCACAACAACGUCGAGAAGAUCCAAUGGCCUCCUAGCCCACCCUCACCCUCCUCUUCCCCAGAACCGCUCCCGACACCCUCGCACGCAUACAUCCACCGCAAAGGCGCCGCACCGACCUACAACGCCUCCACCCGCACUCCCCUUCCCCUUCCCCUACUCCCCCUCCCAGGCUCUCGCGCCACACCAACCCUCAUCCUCCGCCCCCUAUUCACCCCUGCCAACGCCUGGGGCGCCAAAAACGCCCUCUCCCUUGCCCACGGUGCCGGGCGCGCCAUGUCGCGCCACAAGGCCCUAGUCUCCUUAUCGCAGAAAUACAAGAACCCAGAGCUGCUGCUACAGCCCUCUGCAGCUUCCGAGGCACGUUCAAACAAGACUGCCGGCGAAGGGCAGUGGGCAGCCGGGAAGGAGGUGAAUGGUGGCACGUGGGUGGUGUGCGAGGACCGGGAGUUGGUGUGGGAAGAGGCGCCAGAGGCGUAUAAGGAUGUUUGGGAGGUUGGGGAGGACUUGGUGGACAGUGGGGUUGCGGAGAUCUUGGGGUGGUGUAGAGCGAGAGUUUGUUACAAGGUUAGGGACGAGGGGAAGUCGUGAGCUUGGUGGGAGUGCGGUAGGGUGGACUUGGCGUUUGAGAUGGGGUUUGGACGCACGUGAGGUAAUUCUAUGCUGAGCUGUCUGUGUUAUUUCAGGGGCUAUAAGAUGGAAGAAAAGUGAUACAGUACCAUAGGUUCUUGCCGGCAGUAAAGCUUUCAAUAUCCUCAUACCGCUCAGAAGCAGCAAUCUCAGCCAAGACAAGCAGAUAGCGUCGAGCAUACCUAGAGGCCAGCGCUUUGGGCAUAAAAAAGUGGCACGCUCAUCAAGUACCCUGCUCGUGUGUACACCUGUCUAGCACUGCUU